GCGCGCUGCCCACGUGACGCCUGGCUGCUUCCUCUCUUCGCUGCUCUCCCUCCCUUGCUCUGGAUUUCAGUGACGUGGUGCUGACGGCUGACUCUGGACCGAGAGCUGCUUCUGAAUCUGGACGUGGAUUAAAGCUCGCCCGUGUGGGUCCGGAUCAUGCAAAAUGGACAAUUCGUGCUCUGAAGCAGAUUUAAUUGGCAGCAGUUAUGUACGCAUUACUAAACUUUGCUGUGAACAGGGUGGUGCAUAUCCCAGAAAAUAUUCACAAGUUAAGGCGAAUUUAGAACUGGAUAUCUGCAAAAUCUGGUGUAGUAAGCCACUUCAUGUCCUUCGAGAUUACUGUGAUGUCAUUAAAAUAUACAUCUUCUGGCCGCUUCUUUUUCAACGUGAACAGAAUCCUGUGGUAUCUCAAUUACAUCCUUGUAUAGAUAUCAGCAGCGCUAGUACUUGUGAAUUAAGUUUGAAGAGACUGCAGCAUAUUGAAUUGCUGGAAGACAUUGUGGAUUUGGCAAAGAAAGUUGUGGAUGAUCAGUUCUUUAUUGGUGGUAUAUUGAGAAUUGGUUAUAAGAUAGAAAAUAAAAUCUUGGCAAUUGAAGAGGCUUUCAACUGGGUGAAAUAUACAGGGGAAUUCAGAGUUCUGCGUAAAUUGGAGAGGGCUGAAAAUUGUUGGCCUAUGCUAAGUAUUUUCUUUACUGAAUACAAGUACCAUAUAACCAAAGUUGUACUGGAAGACUGCAAUUUAGUUGAAGAAUUUGAAUAUCAGAACUGUGCUGCUUGUAUAAAGGAAGGUGAAAUUAUGAAAACAAGAGGAAAUGAAGAAUUCUCAGAAGAGAGAUUCGAUACUGCUAUUACAUAUUAUACCAGAGCAAUUGAAUUUAGACCUGAAAAUCACCUACUUUAUAGUAACCGAGCUCUUUGUUUCCUUCGUACUGGUCAAUUCAAGAGUGCACUUGGUGAUGGAAAGAGGGCCACUAUUCUGAAAUACAAUUGGCCAAAGGGCCAUUAUCGUUUUUGUGAUGCUCUCUCAAUGUUGGGGGAGCAUGCCUGGGCGCUAGAAGCAAAUGAGAGAGCUCAGCAUCUUUGCAGAAACUACCCUGAUGGAAUGAAGGAUCUUACUCAACAGAACAUAAAAUUACAAAAACAAGUGGAAGAAUUACGAGGUUCAAAGCAUGGUAAUCAUCAAAUAAGGAAAUCGUUUUAUGGGAAAAGGUUAUCCUCAGGUUAUAAUUCUCCAAGACCUUUACAUUAUGGUUUUCUUAAUUUUAUGGAAACCAAUGAAGAAAACAAGGUACUGAGAUUAGCAUCGAAAUAUCGUGACUAUUAUCAAUAUCAGAAUUUGAAGGUAUCUCGUGAAAUUUUGAAAUUAGAAAAUAAAGAUUACCCUCCAGAUUUGCCACCAGGUCAUAACCCUAAAUUUAAAGGAAAAUCAAGGAACAAAAACGAUGAUAUGGGAAAGCCAAGCCUACAACUGAAUUUACAAAUAGAUUUGCAAAGCUUAUUGGAUAAACAAUUCAGUAAAUCUUCCAGAGCUGUACAACAGGAUUUUGCUAUAUUGAUAAAAAUGCUACAGUCCCUCAUCGAAGAAGGUUGCACAGCCUUGAUGGACCAACAUUGUCGCAGUGCAGCAAAAGCCUUUUCACGUUUGCUAAGUGACUUAGAUCCCAAUAAAUUGAAGCAACUGAACCUUGCCCUUAUUAACUAUGUCCUAGUAAUCUAUGGUUAUGCCAUCUCUCUCCUUGGAAUAGGAAUGCCUGAGGAAUUAUCAGAAGCUGAAUAUCAAUUUAAGAGAAUUAUUGAGCAAUACCCCAAUGAAGGAGUUGACUGCUUAGCCUAUUUUGGAAUUGGAAAAGUAUAUUUAAAAAAGAAUAGAUUUUCAGAUGCGCUCGGUCAUUUUGAAAAAUCUAAAACCAUGAUUAAACUUAUUCCUGGAGUAUUGACUUGGCCUACAACUAAUGUGAUUAUUGAAGAGUCUCAAGCUGAGAAAUUGCAGUUGAUAUUGGAAAAUCAUAUUGAAGAAUGCAAAUUCCCGCCAGAUCCAGAUGCAGUUUGUUGUUAUCAGAAGUGCAAUGGAUAUUCUAAAAUACAGAUAUAUUUAAACGAUCCAGACUUCAAGGGCUUUAUACGAAUUAACUGCUGUCAGUUUUGUAGAAUAGAAUUUCACAUUAGCUGUUGGAAAAAAUUAAAAACAACAAUUUUCAAUGAUAAAAAUGACAAGGAUUUUCUCCAAGAAACAUGUCUUACUCCUGACUGUAGAGGUAUUAUUUCUAAGAUUGUUAUCUUUGGUUCAGCUGGUCAUAUUAAAUGUGAAUUUGAACAUAGGGUCAUAAAAGAAAGGGAUCCACCAAGACCUGUCAUGAAACAGAAAUGUUCUAGCCUAGAGAAAUUAAAAAUUAAAGAAGAAAAAAAAGUAAAGAGAAAACUUCAAAAAAAUGAAGCAAGAAAAUUAGCAAAAGAGAGAAUGGAAGAAAAAAAUAGAGAAAGCAACUCUUCUAAGCCUGGCGACCAUAAAGGAUUUGUACAAAGUUGCCAAAUGCCUGAUGAUAGGAUUUUGCAAUGUAUAAAACAAAAUGCUGAGCAAAUUAAAUCUGGCAUCCAGGACGCUUCCAGACUUCUCAGAGAAUUGCUUUCUUGGAAGGUAAUAAACACGGAGGAUUAUGCAGAUUCUUAUUUUAAUAGCAGUGUUCUAAGUGAAACAGUGGAGCAUCUCAUCGAGCAUUUGAUACGGAAAAACAAUAGAGUAAACACAAGAAUUUUUCUGCAUGUAUUGAGUGAGAUCGAAGAAAUAAAUCCCAAACUACGUGACUGGAUCCAGAAACUCAAUAGUUUAGGUUUGGAUGCUACAAGGAUGUUUUUUUCUCGUUAUGGUGAUUGUGUUAAAAAGCUUGAUUUUAAACUUGUAACUGUUCUCUGGAGUGAGAAAUAUGGUCAUAAACUAGACCACAUAAUAAGCAGUUGUGAAGAGAAAAAGAUGGUUGAAUAUUUCAGUAAUCCAGGAUCAUUGAAGGAAGCUCGCUACAUAAUAUGGCUAUUAGAAGAUAAUAGAGAGAAGUUUCCAGCACUGCAUAAUGCUUUAGAUGAAUUCUUUGAUAUAAUGGAUGGCCCUUGUACUAUAUUAAAGAAACAAGAGAAUGAAGAUAUUUCAACUAAUGGUAUUAAGGUAAAAAACAAAACCAGAAAAAAGAAGCACAAAGAAUCAAAGCCUCUUCUCAUUCUCUCUGGAGGUGGUGGAGUAACACAAAAUGAGGAUAAAACUGGUACAGAUGAAAGUAGUUCACUUCAUUCGAAUUCUUAUGACCCAUUUGUAGUACCUGAUUAUCUUCGAGAUGAAGUAGAAGAAUUUGAAGCUCUAUAUGAAAAAAAUAGUUCAAAUAAUUGUAAUUAUCAGAAGUUGUUGGAUAGUAACCUAGAUCCAAAAUGUGAACCAUUAUAUGACUAUUUUUCUCAGAUCCUGGAAGAACAUGGCCCUUUGGAAAUUGAUGACAAGUUAUUGGUUGGAGAAUAUGAACAUUUUCCUGAAGAAGCUAGGAAGAUUGUGGAAGAGGCAGGAGGUUUAAAAUCUUUCCUCUUGGAUUCUCUUAAUUUUGUUAUGAUAGACAAUUAUAUUGGAUUAAUGAAAGAUGCUAUUCCGAUUAAGAAAAAUAAGACCACUGGAACUACAGUGGAAGAAAGUACUAGUUUGGAUGAGAAAGACUUAAUGUUUUCUCCAUGCUUUCAGAAAAAUGCUUGCCAGCUUAAACAGUUAAAUCCAACGGCUAAGGAAUUUAAACCAGUAUCUUUUAGUUCUUUCAUAGCAGCAUGUAAAAAUAAAAAAGCAAAUCGAGCUGCAAAGUAUGUAACUGCAGGAUACAUGUCAUAUAUUCCUUUUAAUACAGUUAUUUCUAAUCAAGGAUUUGACAACAGUAACACAGCAGUAUGUGUUGCAAAUGUCUUGCCACAGUCAUCUCAAUGUAUUAAUGUAUACACCACUGUAUCUGAUACAUCUUCUGAUUAUCAAACAAAAAGAAAAAUACCUCUGGAGUCAACUACACCUCCUAUCACAGAUACUGACAAUGCCCAUGCCAGUCAUGAGGCUGAUAUGAAUACAGAAGGACCAGUGCUUGAAAAAGUAGGUUCCUCUGAUGAACCUGCUUGUGAAAAAGAGAUCCAUCAGGACACUCAGAAAACAACUGUAAAGUCAGACAUUUAUAAAGAUAAUACUGCCAAAGAUGCAUACAUUACAAAUAACGAUCAUUGUGACUUUGAUAAUAGUAAAGUGGAAGCAGAGAUAAAAAAUACUGAUGUCAUUAAAAGCACUCCAAGUCUACGAAUGGUUGCCAUACAGGUGAAAAAAGAUGUAAUGCACCAGGAGGUUAAUACAGUGCCUUUUGGUCCAUUUGAGACACAACAAGGUGAUAUUUUACGAAUGGAAAAGGAACAUCAGGUAUUACAAGAGCAACUUAAAGAAGCAAAGGAAAAAUAUGAACAGUUAAAAUGUAGAAGUACAGAGGAGACCAAAGAACUAGAAGAAAAACUGAAAAGAACAAUGGAAGAAAACAAGAUUUCCAAGACUGAAUUGAAUUGGUUUCAUCAAGAUUUGGAAGUAGAAAUGAAAAAAUGGCAACAGGAAAAAAAGGAAAAUCAAGAAAAAUUAAAAACGCUAAAAAAUAAAGUUAAAAAACUUACAGAUACCAAUGAAAUAUAUUCACGGAAUAAUGAGGAAAAGGAUCAACAGUAUGCAUCACAUUUGGAUGAAUUCCUUAAAAUCAGUAAUAAAUUUGCAAAUGAAAAAUUGAAAAUGGAGGAACUUAUAAAGAAGGGAAAAGAUAAUUACCAUGAGACUAUUAAAAGAGCUGUGGCUGCAGAGGUGUCCAUACUUGAAAACUGGAAGAGUACUGAUGUUAGUAAAUUGCAGAGCACUGCAUCAAAAGCAGAAAUGUAUAUUAAGAACCUAAAGCUAAUGAACAGUGGUUCUGUAUCAUGUCCUAAUUUGGAAUCUGAGAUUAAUCAAUGGGAGUCAUUUAUUUCAAAAAUAAAAAAAGAAAUUGAGAAGGCAGAGUUUGAGUUUGAAGACCGAAUUCAGAAAGUUAAAGCUGGCUCUCAACUUGAUAAACUUUCUAAAGUAAAAGUUCCUGAAUUUCCAUUGCCUACAAAUAAUUUAUUAAUUCAAGGCAACCCUGCUCAUGUUAAUGAUCCAGCUUUUAUGACAUAUUCUGCACAAGUUCAUCCUAAAUUACUUGCUGAAUUUUCAUGUCCUGAUGAUCAAAGUCCAGUGAUCACCCCAACUAACUUCUUAACUGGAAACCAAGGUGUGGCACUUCAGACCACAAGCCUGUAUUCUGUCACGGACUGCUCGGCGGAGAUGCCUUCUGUACUUUUACAGGAGUCUUAUACUGAUCAAUCUCAGCCCUCACUCAGCCCUUCUGAAGAGGAUACUCAGCUUAAUCAAAGCUCCAAAGGUGUUGAACAGGCACAUGCCAGCACUCCAGACCAGCCACAGGAGCCUUUUAACAACGUGAUUGAGCAUCUGGCAACCAUAUUCCCAAAUUACAGCAGUGUUGAACUUUUGAAUUUUAUCCAAAAAGUACAAAAUCAAGACAGAGCCACACAUGCAAGUUUGGAGUCUGAUGAAAUUGUGAGAAGUGUGACAGAACUUAUUCUAGAUGAGCAGAAUAAAAAAACGGUAGUUCAAGGAAACGACAUGCAGACUGUAUCAAGUGCUACAGCCGAAUCUUCUAGUCGUAGACAUUCUGCAGAAAAUGUAUCAGUACCCAGUCCCUCCAUAGUCCCAGCCUCUCAAGCAGUUGCCAGCAGGCCAUGGGUAGUUGUGGGAGGACCUUCCAAGUCAAAGUGGCAAAAAUCAAAUGAUUCUCCUGCCUCCACUGAUGAUCCCUGUAUAAUAUGCUAUGAAGAGCUAAGCCAGGAACAUGUAUGUGAGAUGGAUUGUGGGCACCAGUUUCAUAAAUGGGCAGCAGAUACUGACCACUCAGUCCCACUGCUGAUCAACACAGAAGAUCUGACCUACUCUAUUUCUGACCCGGGCCAGUUUACCCCUCCUUAGGCAGCAUGAUGCUACCCCACCCCAGGGGUUCCGCCUGACUUAGUGAAGACACCCACUCAGCACCCAAGCUCAAGUAAUCUACCAUGCUCAAGUGACCAUGAACCAUCACACCUGCCACAAAUUUUGUUUUCUAAAUUUUUUAUCUAUUUGAAAAGAUUUAUGUGAUCAUUUUGACUAAUCAUUCCACCCUUUCCUUCCUCCCAUUUCUCUGCCCAGUCUUUGUUUAUUUGAUGUAAUAUAAUGGUCUUAAUUUACACUUUUGUGCCACUGAUUCCAAGAAAUCUAUGUAUAAAUCCAAGCACUAUUUCCUGAAGUGCUGUAGGAUUCUAACAGAGCUAAUAGCUAGAAAAAUAGAGCAAGUGAACAGCCCACUUUGUUAUUCCAGACAUUGGCUGCUUCCCUAGCAUUAGUAUGGCUACAGCUUUGGAUGGUACUUUAUCUGCCACCUGACCCCUUCUAAUCUUUUUCCAUUUCCAGUUUUGAAACCAUCAGUCACACUAAAAUGGUGACACCUCAUUGUAAAGCAGAAAAAUAAACAUUCUCCCUUGUUUGGUACCAACUAGCAUACCAAUGUGACAUUUGACCCAUCCAUUUUCCUCUCAUCUUCAUUCUCUCCCUUCUAUAUUAGCAUCUUCCUUCCCUCAAACAUGUUCUGUUUCUAUAGUUGACCUUCUCUGGUUAUUAUCACACAUAUCUAUGCCUUUUUGCUGCCAAACUCACCUUAGAUAUCAAUUUUCUCACCACCAAAUUAUUUCUUAGCUCUAUAAAAUAUCAAUUUUAUCCCCUCUACUACCAAAACUCUUCAAAUUUUUUUUAAUUAACAACAAUCUAUAUUCUCUUUCUCCCAACCCACCCAACUGAAAAGAAGAAAAACAUUUUUGUUUUGUAACAAAUAGGCAUAGUCAGGCAAAACUAAUUCCCAAAUUGAGCAUGUCUGAAAAAUCUUCAUCUAUACCCUGAUUAUAGCACCUCUCUCUAAACAGGUGCAUAGCAUGCUGAUUUUUUAAACUGCAUAUAUUGAUCUUGCACAUGCCGGAGAUGCAGAGGGCACUCAUGAGCCUGAUCAGCACAGAAACUUUGACCUGCUACUUUUCUGACCUGGGCCUGUUUGUCCCUCCUAAGUUGGCCUAGUUGCCCCCUGCUCCUAGGGGUGGCACCAUAUUGGUACCAGACUUAGAGCAAACACCUGAUUCACUUUAACUCCAUGGAGCUCAGAAGCCUCAGGUUCCCUGGUAGCAAAAACUGCAUGCGCUACCACACCUGCAUUGGUAGCAUGCUUCAUGAUCAAACCUCUGGAACCAUAGAGUUAGUCAUUCCAUUGAGUUAUUGUCUUUCAAAGUUAUUUGUCUUUACUGUGUCUUUAUUAUAUAAAUUGUUCUCCCAGUUCUGCCUUAUGCAACUAUUUAUAUAUCUCUUAUAACACCAUUUAUAUAUUUCAUGUAUAUGAAUGAAAUAUAAAAAUGGUGCUAUAUUUUAUAUAUAAUGUAUGUGUUUUGGAACAAUAGUAUUCUGCUCCAUUCAUAGACCACAGUUUGUUCAGACCACAGUUCAUUCCCCAAUUAAUAGUUACCCUUUUCAUUUCCAGUUCUUUAUCACCACAAAAAAUGAGUUGAAAUAAAUAUGUUUAUACAUAUAGGUCCUUCCCAUGUUUCUUUGAUCUUUUGUGGGGUAUAAGUCUAAUAAUGGUAUUUCUGGACCAAAGGACUAGCACAAUUUGAAACUCUGGUCCCCAGAAAUCCAAAUGGAUUUCCAGAACAGCUAGACCAAUUAACAGCCCCACCAAAAGUACAUUAAUGUACCUAUUUUCCUGCAAUCCUUCCAACAUCUUCCUUUUCCAUCAUCUUUGCCAAUCUGAUGGGUGUGAGGUAUAACCCAACCUCAGUUGCUUUAAUUUGUAUUUCCAUACACAUUUAAAGCAUUUUUCACAUGGAUAUUAAAAGAUUUCUUCCUCCUAAAACUGCCUAUUUAUAUCCUUUUUCCAUUUUUAUAUUGGCCAAUGGUUUUAAGUCUCAUAAAUCUGAAAUAGUCCCUUAUAUAUCUAGGAAAUAAUACCAUUAUCAGAUACCCCCCCCCAUUACCUUUUCCCUUGUAACUUUAGCUGCAUUGGGUUUAUUUGUACAAAAACUUUUAAAUUUUAUAUAAUCAAAAUUAUCCAUUUUCCUUCUAUGACCUUUUCUGUCUCUUAUUUGGUCAUGAACUCUUCCCCUAUUUAUAGGUCUGACAAAUAAUUUCAUUCUUGCUCCUCCAAAUUGUUUAUGGGGUUAAUUUUUAUGUCUAAGUCAUUUACUCAUUGGGACCUUAUCUAGGAAAACAGUAUAAGGUAUGACUCUAGAUCUAUUUUCUGCCACACUGCUUUCCAGACUGCUUUCCCAACAGUUUUUGUCAAAUAAUCAGUCCUUAUUCCAACAGCUGGAAUAUUUGAGUUAUUCAAAUACUAGUCUACUGUGCUCUUUUGCUUUUGUUCUUAAUCUGUUCCUUAUUGACCUCUCAUUUCUUAACCAGUUUCCUAUUGUUUUGAUGAAUUACUGUUUUGUAAUAUAGUUUACAAUCUAGUACUGUGAAGAUCUCUUUUCAACUCUUUUUUUUCCUAUUAUUUUCCUGGAGAUUCUUGAACUUUUCUUUGUCCAGAAGAAUUUUGUUAUGUUUGCUAGUUCUAUAAAGUAAUCAUUUGGGACCAAGUAAGUGAAUUUAGAUAAUACUGUCAUUUUUAUUAUAUUGUCUUAGGCUUACCUAUAAAUAAUAAAUAUUUCUCCAAUUAUUUAGGUCUGUAUUUCUAUAAGAGUAUUUUAGUUGUAUUUAUAUAGUUCCUGUGUGUGUUGAUAGGUAGACUCUCAAGUAUUAUGUAUAUUCCAUAGUUAUUUUAAAUGGAAUUUAUUUUUCUGCUUUUUCUUUAUGGGUUUAAUAGUAAUAGACAAGAAUGACUUGUUUUAUGUAGGUUUAUUUUAUAUCCUGUAACUUUGCUAAAGUCAUUACUUAUUUAAGUUAAUUUUUAGUUGACUCUAUAAGGUUUUCUAAGCUAUCAUCCACAAAAAGUAAUAAUUUUGUUUCCUUUUUUUCUAUGCUUAUUUUCUUUUUCUUACAAUAUUGCUAACACUAGCUUUUCUAGCAUUAUAUAAAAUAAUAGUGGUAAUCAUGGAUAUCCUUAUUUUAAUUACUAAUAUUAAUGGAAACACCUUUAGUUUAUUGCCAUUACAUAUAAUUUUGGCUCUUACUUUUAGACAGAUACUACUUAUCAUAGCAAGGAAAAUAUAUAUCCAUCCUUGCUUUCAUGUGCGUGUGUGUUUAAACAGGAAUCAGUAUCUAGCCAAAUGCUUUUCUAUAGCUACUGAUAUAAUCAUAUGAUUUUUAUUGUUCUUGUUAUUGAUGUGGUCUAUUAUGUUGAAAGUUUCAUAAUAUUGAAUGAACUCUGCAUUCCUGAUAUAAUUUCCAAUAUCAAGGAACCACACUAAGAAUUGUACAAGAUUUAGUAUCUGUCAUUUGAAAGAACAAAGAACAUGGAAUGAAAUUAUCCAAAAGACAAAGAUCUACAACCAAUAUAAACACCUUACCAAGAAAACUGUGGAUAAUCCUAUAAAGAAAAAAGUAUGUCUUCAAUGAAAUAGAGGACUAACAAAUACUCAUGAUGAAGGGGGGGAAAAAGACUUGAAAAGGAACUUUGAAAUAUAAAUUCAGAAAUCAAGAAAAAAAUUAAAAGUUGAAGUGAAUAAUCAGAAGGGAUUGUUUACUAUCUAAUGGAGACAGAGGAUGUUAAAAAGUUGCUUUGAAACCUCUAAUGUCACAAGGAGUCAUAGAGAUGUUCAGUUGGGACAGAAGAUCUAUAAUAGGGUUUUUUUUUUAGUAUUUUCAAAAUGUAAGAAGGAAAGAAAGGGGAAGGAUAAGGAAAGAUGGAAGAAAAUAUAGGGAACUUAAGACAAUCAGGUACAAGUAAAACUAUAUACAAAUAUCAAAGAAGAAGAGGGGAUACAGAUAAUUUGAACUUCACUUUCAUUAAAACUGUUCAAAAGAGGGCAGAAAGUAUACACACACAAACACAAGCGCAAAGUGCACUUAACAAGAAAAUCAUGUGAAAUGCACUUAACUCAACAAAGAAGAAAAUAGGGAUGGGAAAAGAAAAUAUAACAGGGAGAGUAGAUUAAAGGAGGGAUUAAUAAUAAGCAAAACAAACCCUAAGCUUGGGAAAGGGUAUAGUGGGGGAAAAGUGGAAUAAAAAGAAAGUAAUAACUUAAAAUAAACAGUAAGUAAGGAAUAUAGAAAAGAAAAAUGUAAAAGAAUAUAAGUAAAUAAACAAUUAACUGUUAUAACUAUGAAUGUGAAUGCAGUGAAGUCACUAAUAAAACAAGAGGUUAGCAGAAUGGACAAAAGCAAAAUCCAACAAUAUGUUUAAAAGAAAUGCAACUGAAAAUAAAAUUCACAAAGGGGUUGUAUAAAAAAAGGGUUUGGAGAAAAAUCUAUGCAUUGCCUGAACACAAAAAAACCCAGGGGUAAUGAUUAUGAUUUCAGACAAUUAAAAAGAAAUUAACAAAACUGAAAAAAAAAACGCACACUGAUAUAAUGCAUAAAACUAGAAAUUUUUUUCACCAGGGAAAAACAAAAUAAUUAAGUCAUUAGCUAAUUUGAUUAAAAAGAAGAGAAAAAACAAAUUACCAGUAUAAAAAAAUGAAAAGGAGUAUUCAUGAUAGAUGAAGAAAUAAGAUAUUAUUAGAAAUUUUUGCCCAACUAUAAGUUAAUAAAACUGACAACUUAGAUGAAAUAAAUGAAUAUUUACAAAAAUAUAAAAUACUCAAGCUGAACAAGAAACAGAAAACUUAAACACAAUUUGGUACAAAUUGAACAAAUCAUAAAUGAAUUUUCAAAGGAAAAAAAUCCAGGACCUAAUGGAUUCAAAAGUGAAAUCCGAAGAAUUCAAAAAAUAAUUAAUUCCAAUAUUUUAGAAAUCAGUUGCAAAAAUAGCAAAAGGAAUCUUACCAAGUCUUUUCAUGAUAUAGAUAUGGCCUUGAUAUAACACAAGGACAUUCAGAAAAAGAAAACUAUAGAAGAAAAUCCCUAAUGGCAUAAUUAGCAAAAAAAAAAAAAGUGAAAAUAAUAUAUCAGAAAGAUUAUAUA
Messenger RNA from Dromiciops gliroides (monito del monte), 11140 nucleotides. It is a transcript of the gene TTC3, whose product is annotated as tetratricopeptide repeat domain 3. Gene Ontology annotation, molecular function: protein binding; ubiquitin-protein transferase activity. The coding region runs from base 164 to 6037 and encodes 1957 amino acids. Gene Ontology annotation, biological process: ubiquitin-dependent protein catabolic process. Lineage: Eukaryota; Metazoa; Chordata; Mammalia; Microbiotheria; Microbiotheriidae. The transcript has 46 exons. The record is from RefSeq and is a predicted model, not a curated record.